AAUUUCCAGUAAGGAAGUCAAGCUGUCUAUUCAAACGAUCGCGUUGAUCUCGACAUGAUUUACUGUGACCACGUACGCGACAGGCGAUUAAAAUCGAUUGAUCGAUCUGCCGUUUAACCUUAGUGGAUAUUCUGCAUAUCCAUGUCUAGCAGACGCAACAAUCAUCCUGAAUAAGGAACCUGCCUUGAACUGACUUUCUAUCAGCUUACAUUAGUUGACUUCAGCGCAACAUGGAGAAAUAAGUUGUAAGGAAUAAGAAAACUUGACUCUGAAUCCCAAAUCCCAGCUGUUUGAUGUUGAUUCUGAAUCUCGGAUAUCUAUCAGGAAAGUGCUGCUGCUGAACUUCCUACUUCUGCCUCAGAGGCCAAAUGCACAUUUCAGCUAUCAAGGACUUUUGAUAAGUUGUUUUGGGAAUCAUGGCUGGAGAGGAUCCAUACCAUGCAGAGUACAUGGGACAAAUUGACCCAUUUAGAGACGACACGAUAUGGAUGACCAUGGACCCGACACCGUUUCCGGGCAUCCACAACAAUAAUGUUAUGAGGACAGUCGAUGGACCUUAUCUACGAAUCGUCGAACAACCAAAACAGAGGGGCUUCAGGUUCCGCUAUGGAUGUGAAGGCCCCUCCCACGGAGGACUCCCAGGGGCCUCCAGCGAGAAGAACAGGAAGUCUUACCCACAAGUGAAGAUCUGUAACUACCAGGGUGCAGCGCGAGUGGUAGUUCAGCUGGUGACCAACACUGUAAAGCCCCAUCUUCAUGCUCACAGCCUGGUGGGCAAACAGUGCGAUAAAGGAAUCUGCAUUGCCGACUUGCAGCCCAAAGAUUCAAGCAUCAGUUUUCCCAACUUGGGCAUUUUGCAUGUGACAAAGAAGAACGUAAGCAAAGUUUUGGAAGAGAGGAUGAUCGAGGCCUACAGGAUGGGGUAUAACUACGGCAUAUCUAUCCAUCCUGAGAUAGAUGCCCUACAAGGAGAGGUUCGCGUGUCCAGAGAACUCACAGAUGCUGAGAGGAGCCUGGUUAGCAGUGUGUCUAUUCCUCAGUCGAAGGAGAUGGAUCUGAGUGUGGUACGGCUCAUGUUCACAGCCUUCCUGCCGGACAGUGAUGGAGGGUUCUCCCGCCGACUGGAACCGGUCAUUUCAGACCCCAUCUUUGACAGCAAGGCCCCAAAUGCCUCCAAUCUGAAGAUAGUGCGUAUGGAUCGGACUGCUGGCUGUGUGACGGGAGGAGAGGAGGUCUAUCUGCUGUGUGACAAAGUCCAGAAAGAUGAUAUCCAGGUGCGGUUUUAUGAAGAGGAUGAGACAAGUCUAACCUGGGAGGCCUACGGGGAUUUCUCCCCCACCGAUGUCCACAGACAGUUUGCCAUCGUCUUCAAGACGCCUAAAUAUCGGGACCAGAACCUCCAGAAGCCCAUCUCUGUGUUUGUGCAGCUAAAAAGAAAGUCAGACAAUGAAACGAGCGAUCCCAAGCCUUUCACCUACCAUCCACAGAUUAUAGACAAAGAAGAAGUCCAGAGAAAGAGACAGAAGACUCUGCCAAACUUCCAGGACUACAGUGGAGCAGGAGGUGGAGCUGGGGGCAUGUUUAGAGGAGGAGGGGGUGGGUCAACAGCAGGGGGUGGUCCCAGUGGAGGAGGAGGAGGAGGACAUUACUUCCAGGGAUAUCAAACCUAUAACAAUUAUGGGUCUGGAUACAACUUCUCCUCAGGCAUUGGAGGAGGCGGGAACACCAUCAAGCAUGCGUAUCAAGAACCAGUGGAAGACAGUGAUGAGGACAGUGACAGUGAUACCGAUGAUGAUCCGACAGCAGGUGGGGCGGUGCGAAUCUGUGCCCAGCCUGAACCUGUCGGUUUGGGAGUGGCAAGUGAGGACACAGAUCCUACAGAAGAUCUGGAGUUAAACACCACAGGCUGUGUGUUAGAGCCUCAUUUAGCUGAGCUUGCUGGAAGACAGGCUCAAGCUCUGUUUCAUUACACAGUAAGCGGCGAUGCUAGAAUGCUUCUGGCUCCACAGCGCCCCCUCAUGACCACUCAAGACGAGAAUGGAGACACGGGUUUACAUCUGGGAGUGAUCCAUAGUCAGACAGAUGCCGUGCGAUAUCUAGCACAAGUCAUCUCGGCUCUCCCCGGAGAGGAUGUACUUAACAUGAGGAAUGAUCUUUACCAGACUCCUUUGCACCUAGCAGUGUUGACGCAGCAAAAAGAGGCAGUCGAGGCCUUGUUGGAGGCUAAGGUGGACGUCACGCUCACAGAUCGCCAUGGAAACAUGGCACUUCACCUGGCGGCUCAGCAGAAAGAGGAUAGCGUGCUGCGAUUUCUGAUGAAGCACAAAUCAGUGGCGCAAUUAACCAGCAUCCCCAACACAGCAGGUCUUUGUCCACUUCACCUGGCUGUACAGGCAAACAGUUUGAGUUGUGUGCGGGCCCUGCUGGAUGCCGGGGCAGAUGUGGAGGUCCAGGAGCUCACGUGUGGCCGCACAGCACUUCACCUGGCCACAGAGCUGGGAAACCUUUCCCUCGCCGGGUGCCUGUUGCUGGAGGGUAAUGCAUAUGCAGACAGUGUCACCUAUAACGGUUCAACUCCUCUGCACAUUUCUGCAGGACGGGACUCAACCAAACUGUGCGCGCUCCUGAUGGCUGCAGGAGCAGAUCCUCAUAAAGAAAACUUUGAACCACUGUUCUUCAAAGAUGAUGAGUUGUGUGGUACAUGUGAAGAGGAAGAGGAGGAAGAUGAAGGCUAUAUUCCUGGGACAACCCCUCUGAACAUGGCAACCUCCCCAGAGGUUUAUGAUAUUCUUAAUGGAGAAGAGUAUCAACCCACCACUAUUGUCGUUCCACCACAAGGUGACAUGAAGAGCUUGAGCUCUGACACAAAGCAGGAGUUGUGCCAGGCACUGGAAGAACAGACGGGAGGCUGGGAGAGUCUGGCUCAUGCUCUGGGGCUUGGCAUCCUGACCAGCGCCUUCAGACUCAGCUCCUGCCCUGCUGGAAAGCUGCUGGACAGCUAUGAGGUGUCUGGAGGAACGGUGCGUGAGCUGGUGGAGGGACUGAAGCAUGUUGGGAACAGCAGUGCUGUCUGUUUACUCCAGGCCGUGUGUAAGGAGCCUGAAGCUGUCCACACCACGCCUCAGCUCACAGGUCCAGGGCUCUGUAAGUCCAUUCAGGGUUUGACACUGGGCUCCAAUCAGGAGGAGAGUGGGAUAUGCGACAGCGGGGUGGAGACCUCUUUCUAGAGCCCCAGCCUCAGUCUCGCCGACUCCAAACACAAUCUCACAAACUGAGGCCUGACCCUAAAAACCAGCUUCUCCCUCCUCACUACAGCAGCAGCGCCACUCAGGACACGCCUACCAAACUCUUUGAUUGGCCACCGCCCACUGUGGAUGCUCCACCCAAAAUUGCAAAUGAGGGAACUUUGAGGAGUCCUUAAGCUUUCUGGUCACAGGGAUUUUCUUCUAUUUUUAUUUAUUUUUUUAGCUUUUAAUACGAAUAAUACCAAAAAGCACUUAUUUGAACGUUUUAUUUUGUCCUUUUAUAAGAGCUAUAUUUUCUUGGUCAUUUUUAAUUUCCAAGUGGCUAGUUUCAAUUGAGUGGAAAGAGGAGGUCUGCUGGAUUAUUAUGAGCCUCUGGACCAAUCGGAUCUGUUAUAUGAUGGAAAAAGCUCUUCCCUUUAUAAAAGACCUAUUCUACUGUUAUCCCUCACCCCUUCAGCUGUGAUGAACAGCAUUAUUUGGGGUGGCGCUAGAAUUUAUUUUGGAUUUAGUGGUGCUACCUAUAAUUCCUAUUUUUUUGCUCACGGGUUCUGUCGAAGGGGACAUCGGAUGAUUUUUUUUUUUUUUAGCCUUUUUUGCAUUUAGUUAGGAUUCUGGCAUGUCUGCCAGCUCAGA
This is a messenger RNA of Sinocyclocheilus rhinocerous, 3878 nucleotides long. RefSeq names its product nuclear factor NF-kappa-B p105 subunit-like. Bases 417 to 3227 code for a protein of 936 amino acids. Gene Ontology annotation, biological process: regulation of DNA-templated transcription; signal transduction. The transcript has 25 exons. Gene Ontology annotation, molecular function: protein binding; RNA polymerase II cis-regulatory region sequence-specific DNA binding; DNA-binding transcription factor activity, RNA polymerase II-specific. Gene Ontology annotation, cellular component: NF-kappaB p50/p65 complex; cytoplasm. The record is from RefSeq and is a predicted model, not a curated record. NCBI's taxonomy places the organism in Eukaryota, Metazoa, Chordata, Actinopteri, Cypriniformes, Cyprinidae.